GUAACAAUAUCCCGCCUUCACCCGCCCAAAACAGCCGCCGUAUUCCGCCGUAACUUCUUCCUCAAAUAUCGCGUCCUUUCAAUAACGUCUUGCUCCACCCGCCGUGCAAACCCCCAGAACUCCACACCGAUCCCCGCGCCCCGCCCAUUCCACCUCCCAAAAACAGUUAAUGUCGUCCGUCCGUCCAAAUUUUACAUUCUCUUGCUGUAAUUUCUAUUUAGUCUUUGGCCUCUCUUGGCAGGCAAAAUGUUAGAACUUCUCAGAACAGAGGAUCUCAAAUUCUCAAUCCGCCACCGGAAUGGAGUCCCCGAUGAAUGAUGAUAUGAUCUAUAAGCGCCCAUUCCAUGUUACUGGUUCAGUGUAUGAUAGUAAUGAUGCUUCCGGGGAAACUUUUUCCCGGAAAAAACUCCGGGUACUCGGCGGCGAUGACGUUAUGCAGGGGAGAGCCAAACUUUCCGAUGAACUUCCACUGGACGACGGACGAAAUGGUCGUCGACGGUGUUCUGGCGGAAUUGACAAGAGCCCAGUUCCUAUUAUUCAUCAUCCAGUGGACAUUUCUUCCCGGAAGAAACUACUGAUUCUCGACGUCAACGGUCUUCUUGCGGCCGUUGACCGCCUAACCUCAGCUGGACGCGUCAGCUAUUCAGUAACAAAGAGACCCUUCUGUGAUGACUUUUUGCACUUUUGUUUCGAGAGAUUUGAUGUUGCUAUCUGGUCCUCGAGAAUCAAGAAGAAUCUUGAUCCAAUAGUUGACGAUAUGUUUGGAGAUUUGAAGGGAAAAUUGGUGUUUUGUUGGGAUAUGUCUUAUUGUACCCGGACCAAAUUUAAGACUUUGGAGGAUAAAUAUAAACCCAUAGUUUUUAAAGAGUUAUGGAAAGUAAGGGACUCAGGAUUUCCAAAUCAGCCUUGGCCAAAAGGAUACUACAAUGAGUCAAACACAUUGUUAUUGGAUGAUUCCCCAUACAAGGCCUUGCUUAAUCCCAUUCACACUUCAAUCUUUCCAUCUACCUACAAAUCCACGAUCCCGGAUGACAAAUCAGUAGGUCGAGGCGGUGAUAUUCGAGCUUAUCUAGAAGGGUUAGCAAUUGCCGUUGGUGAAGACGUGAGGGAAUAUGUAAAGGGACACCCAUUUGGGCAAAGAGCCAUUGAUGAAACUAGCUCUGACUGGCAUUUUUACUCUCGAGUCCUUGGAUCCUUUUCUGCACUUUCCUAAUCAACUACUCCGUAAUUGCUAUGUAAUUCGAUUCCUUCAAAAUCUAAUUGAAACCUCGUGAAAGACUUGGUCACUCUUUUGUCCUAGUUCCAGUGUCAUAUGCGCUCACUUUUGAGAAACCC
Messenger RNA from Cuscuta epithymum, 1335 nucleotides. The record is from the annotation of a GenBank genome assembly. Lineage: Eukaryota; Viridiplantae; Streptophyta; Magnoliopsida; Solanales; Convolvulaceae.